AUGACGCCCGCCGAGCUCAGCGUCUUCUUCUCCGUCUACCCGCUCUGCAUCAUGCUCAGCAGCCCGCUGGCGGCGUCCGUGAGCCCCACGAUCGGCCGGCAGACGCUCAUCUGCCUCGGGCUCAUGCUCAGCGGCUCCAGCACUAUUGCGUUUGGAUACGCGACGGGCACAGCGUCGGCCUUCCUGCUGCGGAUCUUCCAGGGACUCGGCUCGGGUGCGGCGGUCGUGGGCUCGUUCUCCAUGAUGUCGGAAGAGUUUGCAUCCCACGUGGGCCAGAUCCUGGCCAUCCAGGAGUUCGUCGUCGCGGCGGCCUUCGUGACAGCGCCGCCACUGGGGAGCUAUCUAUACGAGACGCAGGGCUACGAGAUGCCCUUCCUCGCCUCGGGCGUCGCGCAGAUCGUGGUCGUGAUCAUCGUGCCGUUCAUCUUCAUCGAGUACUCGCUGCCGGACGGGAUCUACGCCGCGCCGAGGGCACGGAGCGCCUCCAGGUCGUUGUACAGGACGCCGUCGUUCAGCAUCGUGCGAUAUAAAGACGUACUCACGCCCACGUGCGUGAUCAGCCUCAUGGUGACGAGCUUCGCCAUGUCGUCGUUCGGCUUCAUCGACCCCUACCUGGGCACGCAUCUGCACAAGGUCCUGGGCGCAGAGCACAUGGCGGUGGGUCUGGGCUUCGCGCUGAGCGCGUUCGUCUACUUCCUGGGCGGCCUCGUGUACGCGUGGCUCAGUCGCAACUGCGGCUCCAAGCAGGUGAUCUUGCUGGGGCUCAUGCUGCUGUCCGUCGGCUUCUUCUUCCUCGGCCCGCCGCCGUUCCUGAACGGCCUGUUCCAGACCACCAGGAGUCUGUGGCUCGCCCAGUACGUCUCGCUGAUGCUCAUGGGGUGCGGCACUGCGUUGGCCAUUGCGCCGGGCCUGCCGCUGACGCUGGCGAGCGUGCAGGACAAGGGCACGCACGGGUCGAACCUCGUGAUUGGCCUGUUCGCCGCCGCCAUCUACCUGGGCCAGGCGCUGGGCCCGUUCAUGGCGUACGUGCUGAUGCGGAUCCUGCCGGCGACGCAUUCGCUCAACUGCACGAGCUCACAAGACAACCCGGAGAGCUCCAUCGUCACAUGCGACUCGUCCCUGCCGUGGGCCUUCACAGUGUACUCGGCGCUGACGCUCGGCCUCUUCGCUUUCGUGGCGGUCCACCUGCCCACAAGCGAGGCCAUCGCGGAGCUCCUGCGGCAGAAGAGGAAACGCGUGCCGCUCAUGCGGCAGCCGUCCGAGUACGGCCAGUUCGUGUGCUUCGACGACGACGACGACAUCGACCAGUGCGUGGACUUCUAA
Molecule: messenger RNA, 1323 nt
Organism: Phytophthora sojae
Lineage: Eukaryota; Oomycota; Peronosporomycetes; Peronosporales; Peronosporaceae
Exons: 1
Coding region: 1-1323 (440 amino acids)
Biological process (GO): transmembrane transport
Molecular function (GO): transmembrane transporter activity
Source: RefSeq, a predicted model, not a curated record